This is a messenger RNA of Caenorhabditis remanei, 384 nucleotides long. RefSeq lists its product as uncharacterized. The record is from RefSeq and is a predicted model, not a curated record. The transcript has 3 exons. The coding region runs from base 1 to 384 and encodes 127 amino acids. NCBI's taxonomy places the organism in Eukaryota, Metazoa, Nematoda, Chromadorea, Rhabditida, Rhabditidae.
AUGAGCAACUACCGAUACUCAAAAUUAAAUGAAGAAGAGAUCUCUUUAGAUGAAGUGCCCUCAUCGGCUGGUCAAUUAUUAUCUAGACAAGAGCAAAUAAUACAAGAACAAGAUGAGGAAUUGGAACUUGUGGGCAACUCGGUACGGACAUUACGAGGGAUGACUACAAUGAUUGGUGAUGAAUUGGAUCAACAGUCAAUAAUGCUCGACGACCUUGGACAAGAGAUGGAAUACGCGGAGACACGACUGGACACUGCGAUGAAGAAAAUGGCAAAGCUGACUCACCUGGAAGAUGGUAAGGGACAAUGCAACAAUAUGUCUAAAAGCUUCAUGUGGCUGUCGGAGCAGUUGUUUUUGAUCAAACGGUUGUCUGAGAACAUAUAA